AUGGAUGGGGGCAUAGAUGGAAAAGGAUUGAGAGGAGCUAAAAGUGAGAGCAGUGGGACCAAGCGCGAGAAUACGAGUGGAGAGCACACGAAUGGCAAUGAAUUCAAGCCGAAAAGAACAAUGGGAGUGGAAAGAAGAGGAGUGGAGGAUGAUUUGGAUAAGGUAACGAGGAGUGCAAGCAGAGAAGGGAGGUUGCUGGGGGUUAUGGCAGGAGUGGAAUCGAUGAUGCCUGAGAAGAGUAUGUGUAAGGAGCACAGAAUAAAAGAAGUGACUGAAGAAGGGAUUGAGUCUUUACUACUGAGUGAUGUGAUGGGAGUGAUUGGUGUAGAGGCACCGGUGAGCGAAGUAGGCAGAAUAAUAUGGUUUUUUGAGUGUGGAGAAGGAGGAGCGAGUGGGUUUGUAAGGAUUGAAGGAAUGCGAAAGAAGCAGGGAUUGAAGGCGAAGGGGGAGAGGAGGGGGAGAAGUAAGGGAAAAAAAGAGGAGUGUGUUUCUGAGGGGAGAAGGAGGGAUGAAGAGUGUGCAGGGCAUAAGGAUCAAGAAGGGGCUUGCAGCGAUGCGAAUGACAGCAGGUACAGGUAUUUUUUGCACCGAGUGUUUCCGAUGCAUCAGAAGGACGAUGAGCAGGCGAUGAAGUAUGCUGUGGAUCAGAGAACGAUGCUGAUGAAGAGAGCAAAGGUAAAUGCUGCGGAGAUUCCUGAAGUAAGGAAAGCGGAAAGGAUGAAUGGUAAGAAGGAUAGGCAUAUGGGGAUGAAAGUGAUUGAUAGGAUUCCAGCGAUAUGCAGGGUGGCAUGGAGGGACGGGGAAGAAAAGGCGGUUGAGAAGGCGGUUUUGAGAUACAGAAGUGACUUUAAGAAGAUACAUGAGAAUGUGCCUGGAAUAGACAUUGGGAGAUGUGUUCUGAAGUAUUAUUUGAUGAAGAACAAGACGCAUGCGUAUAUGAAGCACAAGCCUGGAAGGAUGUCUGACCAUGAGAUUAAGCUGGUUGUGGAAGAUGAAUGGACUGAGUAUGAGAGGGAGUUGUUUGCAGAGCACAUCAAGGUGUAUGGAAGGAACUGGGGAAGGUAUCAGGAGGUGAUUAACAAGAGCGAGAAGGAUCUGAAGAUGUUUUUCCGAUACUACAUGAAGUUUGUGAUGGCUGAUAAGAAGGAAGAGAUGGAUAAGGCAGUGGUGAAGGCCAAGAAGCCUGCCGAGAAGAACGGGAUGAUGAAGAGGUGGAGCAUUGAUGAGAGGCAGCUUUUUGCAAUAUACUUUCCGUACUACAGCAGAAACUGGAUAUUGAUGGCGACGUAUUUUCCUCAGAAGACGCCUGGGGAUCUUAAGCAGUACUACAGCAGGUAUUUUAAAGGAUUGAGCUACAAUGAGCAGAGGCUGGAGGCAAGCUUGUAUGAUUUUGGAAGGCAGAUGACGACGCCGCCAGCGAUGCUUUGCAGAAGAAGAGCAACGGAGGAGGAGUUUUGCGACAGUGCAGGGAUUCUGUUUAGAAGAUGA
Ordospora pajunii is the source of this 1488-nucleotide messenger RNA. RefSeq lists its product as uncharacterized. The coding region runs from base 1 to 1488 and encodes 495 amino acids. The record is from RefSeq and is a predicted model, not a curated record. Lineage: Eukaryota; Fungi; Microsporidia; Ordosporidae. The transcript has a single exon.